This is a messenger RNA of Conger conger (European conger), 1166 nucleotides long. Its product is annotated as probable peptidyl-tRNA hydrolase 2. The coding region runs from base 506 to 1060 and encodes 184 amino acids. NCBI's taxonomy places the organism in Eukaryota, Metazoa, Chordata, Actinopteri, Anguilliformes, Congridae. The record is from RefSeq and is a predicted model, not a curated record. Gene Ontology annotation, cellular component: mitochondrion; cytosol. The transcript is spliced from 7 exons. Gene Ontology annotation, molecular function: protein binding; peptidyl-tRNA hydrolase activity.
UGGUGUCGGGAACAGCAUUUCCACCCGACAGCUAUUCCCUGCUGGACCCGUUUGGAAUUCGACUUCCAUGCAAGUGUGUAGCGCACAGAUCUGUCGUUUAGCGGGUUAGCUUGCUAACUGUAUAACGGGAAAUGAAUGGAAUUGGAGACGGUUUAACCAAUAAUUUUAAAUAACAGAUCGGUCAAUGUGUCUAAACCCAUCCACGACUAAGCUAGCUCGCUAGCUAACGCCUGUCCUCUUGAAUUGCUUGUUAAUUAAUAUAGCGAGCAGUAGCUAGCUAUCGCUACCUAACAUAGCUAGCCAGUUGGCUGACUAGCCAGAAUUAGCUUGCUAGCGAACAAGCUACCUUAAUUGCAAAAAAUACUGUGAGUCGUCCUCAGAGCCUCUAAAGCUAACUGAAUAACUUAGUAUUAGCUAAUUUGCGUGCUGUCUCAAGGUUAGCCGCCCUCCAGUUCUACAAGCUGCAAGUGGAUCCUAGGUAGCUCUGCGUAGUACAGGAAAGAGAAUGGAACCGUCGCAGCAGGGUGGCCCCGACCCCGCCUCAGAGGAGGUGAACCCCGCCUACCUGCAGCAGCUGCGGGAGUUGGACAUACCUGAGGAAGCAGCCAAGCAGGCUCUUAUACACACCAGAAACGUGUCUGCAGAGGAGGCUGCCAUGUACUACUUCAACAAGCUGGAGAACGAGGAGGAAGUUGAUGAUGAUCUUGUAUUCAAGAUGGUGUUUGUGGUGAAUAUGGAUCUGUCCAUGGGGGUGGGAAAGGUGGCAGCGCAGGUUGCUCACGCCGCGGUGGGGCUGUACCAGGCCCUGCAGGAGAAGAACAGCUGGAGGGAGAUGGCAUGGAAGUGGGACCGCACUGGGGCACAGAAAGUGGUGAUGCAGGGCACUAAUAUGGCACACCUACUGGAGCUGCAGGCCUUGGCCAUGAGUCUCAGCCUUCCCACGUACCUGGUGCAGGAUGCUGGCCACACCCAGGUGGAGCCUGGCUCUCGCACUGUCCUGGCCCUGAUUGGAGAAGAGGAACUGGUCAGCAACGUGACCGGCAGCCUGAAACUGCUCUGAGGGCCGGGGGGGGACACGCCCCGCAGCGCACCGCGGCGAACAGCAGGGGGCAGCAUCGGCUUUCAGCGGGAGGGUCCUGGCACACUAGCAUCGCAAAAAAACAAAA